Zingiber officinale is the source of this 1252-nucleotide messenger RNA. Its product is annotated as phosphoenolpyruvate carboxylase kinase 2-like. Gene Ontology annotation, molecular function: calcium/calmodulin-dependent protein kinase activity; calcium-dependent protein serine/threonine kinase activity; ATP binding. The transcript is spliced from 2 exons. NCBI's taxonomy places the organism in Eukaryota, Viridiplantae, Streptophyta, Magnoliopsida, Zingiberales, Zingiberaceae. Bases 40 to 951 code for a protein of 303 amino acids. The record is from RefSeq and is a predicted model, not a curated record. Gene Ontology annotation, biological process: intracellular signal transduction; protein autophosphorylation; peptidyl-serine phosphorylation. Gene Ontology annotation, cellular component: cytoplasm; nucleus.
GGAGGAGAAAGUAGGGUUCUGUAUAGGAGAAGGGAAACUAUGAGCGAAGGAUUGGCGAGGGAGUACGAGAUCGGGGCGGAGAUCGGCCGGGGGCGUUUUGGGGUGGUGCGGCGGUGCAGGUCGGCGGAGACGGGAGAGGAGUUUGCGGUGAAGUCGAUCGAGAAGCGUCUCCUCGCCGACGAGCUAGAUCGCGAGUGCGCCGAGCGGGAGGGGAAGCGCCACCGCCAGGCUGCAGCGGGAAACCCCUACGUCGUCCAGAUCCACGCCGCCUACGAGGACGGGGAGUGGGCGCACCUCGUUCUUGAUCUCCUCGAUGCGCCGGACCUUUGCGAUCGCAUCGCGGCCCGUGGAGGGACGCCGUUUUCUGAGCCGGAGGCUGCGGUGAUGGUGGGUCAUCUGGCGGAGGCCGUGGCGGAGUGCCACAGGAGGGGAGUGGCGCACCGCGACGUCAAGCCGGAUAACGUGCUCUUCGACGCGUCGGGGCGACUGAAGCUGGCCGACUUUGGGUCGGCGGAGUGUUUCGUGGACGCCGACGGGGACUGGGUGCCUAUGAGGGGGAUUGUGGGGACGCCGAUGUAUGUGGCGCCGGAGGUUAUUAGCGGAAGGGAGUACGGAGAGAAGGUGGAUGUUUGGAGUAUGGGCGUGGUGAUGUACAUGAUCCUGGCCGGAGGGGUACCGCCGUUCUACGGGGAGACUGCGGCUGAGACCUUCGAGGCGGUCGCGCGGGCCAAUCUGAGGUUCCCACCGAGGAUAUUCCGCUCGGUGUCCCCGGCGGCCAAAGAUCUUAUCCGUCGGAUGCUCUGCAAGGACGUCUCCAGAAGGUUCUCCGCCGAACAAGUCCUGAGGCAUCCCUGGAUCACUAGCGGAGGCAUGAGUCCAGUGGACGAACCAAGACGCGACCCUUCCCUCUCCAUGGAGAGGCGAGAAGGCAUUUUAAGCCUAUGCACAUAGCGACAUAGCGUUGCGCGCUGCAUACACCUCAAGCACUAACUACUGAGCACCCGAGAGCUGGAGGUGCGCCGCUUGAGAGAGAGACAUGGAGACGAGGUGCACAUCCCGUGUGUAAACAUGUAAAUCUUCACUACAUCCCUGUGUUCUGCCUUUACUCUUCCAUUUUUUUUUUUUUUUUAAACUUCCGGAGGCACUGUAUCUUCAAACGCUUGUUGCGUGUAUGACGAGGAUGAGAACUGAGGAUUUGCAUCCCUCUUGUCAAAAUUGCCUUUUUUAUUAUUAUUUUUUUAUUUUUUGCUUC